Daktulosphaira vitifoliae (grape phylloxera) is the source of this 756-nucleotide messenger RNA. RefSeq lists its product as uncharacterized. Lineage: Eukaryota; Metazoa; Arthropoda; Insecta; Hemiptera; Phylloxeridae. The transcript is spliced from 3 exons. The record is from RefSeq and is a predicted model, not a curated record. The coding region runs from base 86 to 613 and encodes 175 amino acids.
AAGGUUAAAACAUUUAAAUAGCAAUUGGCUAUUACGUUAAAGAUAUUUUUCUAAUACUAUUUUAUAAGUUAAGAUUGACAGAAAAAUGAUUUUUACGAAAUAUAUUUGUUUUUUUUUCUUUUUAAAUCUCGUAAAAUCCAAUGACCCCAUUCAGCAGUCAAAGCAGAACUUAUUAACUUGUUUCCAAAAUUAUGGUUUGGAUAAUAAGGAAAUCAUAAAUUCUCAAAACAAAUUUACUCGUAAAUUUGAAACAUUUUUAUUGAAUAGGAGUAUAGAUAUUCUACGUUGUGAUGAUUAUGAUGAAAUUAACGAUGUUGCAAAUACUUUGUUCAAGUAUAUUUUUCAACGCGGUCAGCACGGAAAUAUGUUGCGCAACUGUUGUUUAUUAUAUGCUAAUGAACUAACAAAUUUAAAGAAAAAUAAGGAUCUUAUUGAGCCGUAUGAAAAUUUGGUUCGCGAUUGGAGUAAAGAAAAUAAAGUUUUGCCAACGGUACUUCGAGAAGAUAACAUGACUAUAGACGAAGGAUACGAACUGGGGGAUACAUCUCAAAUAAUUGUAUUGGCUAAUGAUACUGAAGAUACUGACCGCAUCAAGCUGGAUCGUUAUAAUUAAGAUUUAUAAAUAUUGAUGGACAACGACAGAUUUGUUUUAAGUGUUUAAAAAAAAUUUAAUUUUUAAAAAUUAUAUAAAACAAUAAAUAGUAAAAAAAUGUCUGUUAUCUACAAUAUUUUAGUAAAUUUUUUAUGAAAUUUCAA